UCGUCUUGUAUGGUACAAAAGUCAUAUUUUUGAUCAUUCAAUAUUAAUGGUCAAGGAAAAAUCAAGUUUGCCUAAAUUUUUAUAGUGGUUAGGUAAGGGGUUUUAAAAAUGGCGGAAAGCACAUGAAACGUGCGUUUUUAAUUUUUAUAAAUCUUGGAAAUCAACAACCAAAUAAUGUCAAACAUUCAAUGUUUACCGUUUCUUGAAGGAACAAAAUUUAUCGUCGUGGAUGAAGGAGUGGAGGCCACCUUUGCCGAAACUUUAAUCACAGGAUGGUUGAAAAUGUGGCAAAGCAAAAAUCUGAGCAACAAAAUAGAAAUGCUCUUAUUUUCGAGUCCAAAGCAUCUUCACGCCGAUCAAUUUAAUUCCAUGAAAUUAGACAACAUAAACAUUUCCGAUUUUUAUUCCAUAAAAGCAAACGAAACCGAAUCGAUACCGGAAAAGUUGCAAAAAUACCUCACAACUUUUCCACAAAACUCUAUCGUUAUAAUAAAUUGCUUGAGCACUCUCAGUUUAUCAGUAGGCCUCGAAAAAACGAUAUCCUUUGUCGAAAAACUCAAGGAGAAAGCAGGCCAAUUAAUUGGAAUAUCUCGAAGAGAUUUUGGUAAUCUUAACAUCCCCAAAAUCGAAACUUAUGGAACCACUUAUUUAAAAUUGGAGCAGCAUUUCAGAAUUGCACAGAACAAUACUAUCGCUUACGAAGGGAGGUAUACUCACAGAAAACCUGGAGGAGGUAUUUUGCGGCAGUCGGAAUUUGUUACACAGGAUGUAACAACUUACGAAAUUACCUCGGCGAAAAUUUCGAAUGAUUCGAGUCGCAAAACAAAGAAAGCGUUUUCAGAAAAACCAAAAGCAGUUCAAACCUCUUUCAGAAUAGAAAUGAGUGAUAAGGAAAUGGAACAGAGAAGAAAUACUCCGUUGCCUUAUACUGCAGCUAUAAAUCCUCAAAAGACAACUAUUUAUUACGAGCCUGAGGAUGUGGAUGAUGACGAGGAAGAAGAUCUUGAUGGCGAUCUAGAUAUUUAAGUCUUUAUGGAUUUGAAGAGUUUUACUGUAAGGACUGAUUUUUUUUAGCAAUUUUUAAUUAUGAAAUUUCGUUAUAUUUAUCACAAUAAAUGAGUGAAAUGAAUAGGAAGAACAA
This is a messenger RNA of Belonocnema kinseyi, 1141 nucleotides long. RefSeq lists its product as uncharacterized. Gene Ontology annotation, cellular component: nucleus; elongator holoenzyme complex; cytosol. The record is from RefSeq and is a predicted model, not a curated record. Gene Ontology annotation, biological process: tRNA wobble uridine modification. NCBI's taxonomy places the organism in Eukaryota, Metazoa, Arthropoda, Insecta, Hymenoptera, Cynipidae. Gene Ontology annotation, molecular function: tRNA binding. The transcript has 3 exons. The coding region runs from base 175 to 1026 and encodes 283 amino acids.